AUGAUCUUCAGAGAGUUGGAAUCCAACAACAUGGGACUUGUUCCGUUGGGACUAGAGGGAUGCCAUCCCGCACCUUUCCCACUCUGCAUCCAUGUUUCAUCGCAACCGCUACAGGCGCAAUUUAUUCGGUUUUACGGCGCAUCUUCUUCCACGGAGCCAUCUUGGGAUUACCGCCUUUUAAUCAUCACCGACCAUUUUCGAUUCUUCAGCGACCUAAUACCCUUGCGACUUGGGGCUUCCAUCCGGCGUUAUCUAGCGAGUCUCACCAUCGCACAGCCCUGCUCACCUCCUUGCGUCACACGUUCAGCGACAUUCCCUUACGGCAAAAAGUUCUUCUUCAUUCGGCGUUCACUAUAG
Alternaria atra is the source of this 357-nucleotide messenger RNA. RefSeq lists its product as uncharacterized. The coding region runs from base 1 to 357 and encodes 118 amino acids. The record is from RefSeq and is a predicted model, not a curated record. The transcript has 3 exons. NCBI's taxonomy places the organism in Eukaryota, Fungi, Ascomycota, Dothideomycetes, Pleosporales, Pleosporaceae.